Messenger RNA from Trematosphaeria pertusa, 2691 nucleotides. RefSeq lists its product as uncharacterized. Lineage: Eukaryota; Fungi; Ascomycota; Dothideomycetes; Pleosporales; Trematosphaeriaceae. The transcript is spliced from 2 exons. Bases 131 to 2293 code for a protein of 720 amino acids. The record is from RefSeq and is a predicted model, not a curated record.
CACCUACCACCUACCUCCGAGUAUGAGCGAUACUCACAGCACCGCAAUACCACGAACUUCAGCUACAGCGCGCAGGCGGACAGCGGCUAUUCGCGCGUCGGCUUCGCCAGCCCCGCGGUAGCACACACUUAUGGACUCCGACAUAGCUCGCAGCAGCAGCAUUCCAGGGCCCCAAUGUUGCUGCGGCAGCAACGACUGCGCUUUUCUAGCCCACAAUGGAAAGCUGCUCGAGGGCCUAGAACGCGAUGUGUCCAAGGCCGCUCAACUAGGUCAGGCCCUGCUCGUCCGCCAUGAAGCCUACGUCGCCGACUCGGAGAGGGAGCGCAGGCAGAUGACCGCCACGAUCGAAGGCUUGGAGAAAGAGAAGAUGGAGCUGGAGGAGAGGAAUGCGCAGACGAUAAAGGCGAACCGCGACCUUUUGGACCGGCUGGAGCAGUUGAACGAGGCGGUAGCAGCGUCGGACGCCCAAGUACAAGCUCUCACGGAUACGCUGCAUUCAACGGAAGAGGAGAUUCAGCGGCUAAGCUCCCUUGCUGCGCGAACGCAGGCCCUCGAACGGCAGUUGAUCGAUUUGGAGCGGGAGCAGUCGCAGCUGCAGUCCACACUAGAGACGAGCAUCGGGGAUGAGCGGACGGCGGUGCAGCGGUGGAGAAGGGCGGAGAAGACGAUAGCGGAUCUCCAGGACCAAAUCGACCGCAUCGAAAAGGAGGCUCGGGAAGAGCGGGAACGUCACGUCGAGAUUGUCGCACGCAUGGAACGGCGAAUGGCCGUGGACGGAGAGCUGGCAACGGCGGCUGGGAGAUUGAAGGCAAAAGCAGGCCCCGAAAAAGGAGGGACAAAUAUCGUCUCGCACUUUGUUAAGGACAUCCUGCUCGACAACGCGAAUCUUCAGCAUGGUAUUCUCGAGCUGCGGGAAAUGCUGCUUAACUCAAAUGAAGAGGUAGAACGGCUACGGGAGCAGCUGCGAGUCCAUCAGCCCGUCUCUCCCAUGGAGACCACCGACAACGCCGCUACCCCUACGUUGCAGAAAGAGCUGGGAACUGAGCCAGUCUUCAACCAGGAGCUACAUAUCCACCACCAUUACCACGGUUCAACGCCCAAGGCACAGCCGCAUCGAAAACCCAAGAAGAAACGCUUCAGUCUCACACCAACACACUUCACACCACCCGAUCCAUCGACUUCGGCAGCAAUUCUUUCGCAAACUGCUGUAACCGUACCCAAUUCGAAUCGCUGGUCUAACGCGACCACGCUCGCCCCUUCGCUCCCCGGAUCACCACUUUCCAUGUCGCACCGCGGAUCCAUCUAUGACCGCGUGUUCAGCGACGUUCCAUAUGACUCUUCACGGCCUACGAGUCCGUCAGACUCAAUCGACCUCCAAUCACCCAUGUUCACACCCUCUAAGCUAUUCACACAGGACGAUACUUUCCGCCACCACAGAAAGAAAUCGCAAAGCCUGAAACCACCAAGCCUUUCGACAAUUCGUAGUACAAGCACACCCAUCUCCAUCACUGCUAAGAGCAGCCCGGCAACGGCCGUCAUCUCAGCCGUCAGUCCCGCGAACUCGCUCGCAAACGAAGUCUUCACUCUCUCACCAUCUCUCGACCCACAAUCUGCGAUCCGUGAGGAGAGCGAGGAUGCCUCCCUUAACAACGCAGGAUCAGAAUCCCAAGCUUCACCUGAGGAGAUCGAUGACUUGGUAUCUCCAAUGACUCAAAUCCGGCCCCCACUCCUCCGUCGAGCUGCAUCCCACGAAUCGCUCAUCUCCAUCUCCGGAAUGGACAUCCACACUCUUCAAUCUCGACCUUCGCAACUCCUCUCGUCCUCUCCACGCUUCGCCUCCCCUGCCGGAGGCGGCUCACUUAAUCCAGAACUCACGCCCUGGAUCGCAACAGCCACACCGCACCUCUCCCGCCGCAAUCUCGACAGCAGCACCUUCAAUCGCUCGCUGCUCUACUCAAGCAUGGCGUCCCAGAAACGCAACGUCAGCGCCAGCAGCCGGAAGAGCGAAGGGCUGGGGAAGAAGGUUGGUGGCUGGGUGUUGGGGAAAUGGGGCGCUACCCCUGCUCCGUCUUCUCCCCGCCCCGACUCGGCCAAAUCGGGAGAGACCCAAUCUUCGACUGAUACGGUCAAGAAGGGGGCAAAACCGAAGGAGGCGCCUAUUAAGCUGAGACCGCCGGGCAUCAAUCAAUCAGGCCCAAUUUGGGGCUUCUUCGACGUACCGCCUACGCCUACAAAGGUCGUAGUUACGGACCUAGAUGCCGACGCGCUGGGGGAGGCGCUCGCAGAGGAUUAACAUUCUUCUCCUUUCCCCAAGGGAGCCAGUCGCUAAUGCAUUUCCUAUCCUUCCUUUUUUUCCCUUUUGGUCUUGAUAUCCAUCCAUUAUACAGGCCUCAAAGUGGGGCGGCGGGCGUUCGUUUAUCUUGGAUCCAUGGGAGUAGAUUGGAUUUGUCCCAUUGCAUCGUUGGCGUUUUAUACCUCGAGUAGAUUGACGGGAUCAUGGGUUAUGAGUUUGAGUUUGGAUAUUUGACUUUUCUGGCUUUUUGGAUGGAUAUACCCCGACCGACCGACAGACCGACAGACACCGUCCGGUAAUUUCCUAGUGUCUAUCCGCACUUAUUUAGAUCAGGGUAUGGGGAAGUAUUAAUUUGUAGUUAGUUAAUAGACCGAGGGCGACGAUGACUUGAAAACUGA